AUGCCUCGCUCUUCUCCAACUCCAACCUCCGCCACACCCUUGCAACAUCCACCUUCUCGACCACUGCUUUCGCGAAGCGCUGUCACUGUUGUCCUCCGCCGCAUGUCAGGCGCAUCCUCGCCUGCGCUUGAGACGUCGGAGCUGGCUGUGGCAGCUGACUGCAUAGGUCAUGCGCCUCUGAAGCUCACCGGCCUCAGGCUCUAUCACUCGACCAAGAAGCUUGCUAACCUCGAUCGCUCUUACUCGGAAGCAGGUCAUAAUCGAACAAUGUCUCCCGAGAGCGUUUCGUCCUUGUUUCCGCAGAGACCCAUUCGUCCUUUGCCCAAGCGUCGUCUGCGGGAACGCCUUUCCCCCGAAGUCGCGGACUCCAUCGAGUACCCCCCGGCGAACCAGAACUCCAGCCCCCUGUUUUACUACCCAAACAUUGCACGAGAUGAACGUCCGGCGAGGACAGGAGGGCCGAACUAUACCAGUCGAGGUGAUGUUGGAUAUGAUGACAGCCCGCGAGGCAUUGGGGGAGCCGGGGAGAGUGAUGAGGAGGAGCUCUCCCUCAGCAGCAGCAAGGUUGUUCGUCGCUCGCAUCCAGAGAUCUUGAACCGCAUGCCAACGAUGCCUCCGAAGCCCGAACACUCCAAACACCCGAAUCCGCAACCCCCACCCUCGACAGCAUCUUCCGUAGAUGGGUACGAGUCCUUUGAGAAUACCAACAACAAGAAGAAGCGGAAGAUACCAACGGCCGGAGACUCGGCACUCUCUGCUGUGCACUCGCUAGGAGACAUAAGCUCUCUGGGUGUGUCAGCGACAGCCUCUCCGUCAAACGACCAUGGUGACCUUGUCGGAUCAGUAUCGCCGUCAUACUAUGGGGCCGGAAGUGUUGUUGCGAACAGCCAGGGCAUCUCGGGACCAGGAAGAGGCAGAUUCGGCAGGUCGCGGAACGGUAGAAGCCCUCUCAGAGCUCUGUCCGACGCAACAAACAACUGGGUUGGUAGGGGAGCCAAGAUCCGGCCGCCUCAAUGGGCAACGCCAGGCGAAAAUCACGGCAUUAUAUCUAGUGCCAUCGCUAAUGCCGAAAAACUCCCAUCGACCCCGGGGCAGGAAAACGUAAGCCUGUUACAUCAGCAUUCCUCCAGUGUCAAGUCUAGCCCGACUGCUACACAAUUCACCUUCACCUGCGACUCGCCUGUCCCCAAGCCUCAGUGGCCAGGGACUGAUCCUGCUGGUUCUCAGUCUGGAUACGGCCCUGUUGGCAAAGCCAAGCACAGUUCAAUGGCGACACAGACCCCGUCGGACCUGGCCAGCACGCAUGCUGGCCAACCUACAGCGCCAACCAGCAAGCCAAAUGCCCAACCUGGCGCGUCGAAGAAGAAAAGUCGUUGUCGAGCCGAGAAGGAACUUCGAAUGGCGGCCAAGCAGCGCCGCCAGGAAGCCGAGUACAAGUAUUACAACAAUCCGCCCAAGCCUGAGGAUAUGUGGAUUUGCGAAUUCUGCGAAUACGAGCGCAUCUUUGGCGAGCCCCCCUUCGCCUUGAUUAGACAAUACGAGAUCAAGGACCAGAAAGCCCGGCGCAAGGAAGAGGAACGCAAGCGACUCCUGGAGAAGGCCAAGGCUAAGAGCCGAAAGGGAAAGAAACCAGCCAAGUCGCCCGGCAAGGCGCCUUCACCCCAGAACCUGUCCCAGGACCAAGGUGGCAAUGUGCCCAUGACCUCGGCUGUGAGCAACUCUACUCAUGACGAUGAUUAUGUCGACGAUUAUCCGCAUGACGAUGAGGAUUUUGAGGGCUCGUACUCUCAGGAGGAUCCACCGAUGCUUCUUAGCGAUGAUCCAGACGGUGAUCAGGAACAUGAUUGCACCUGCCCAACUUGUGGAGACUGUGGCGGACGCGAGAAACAAGUAGACGACCCCGGCGAUACCAUUCAGUGA
Molecule: messenger RNA, 1920 nt
Organism: Colletotrichum higginsianum IMI 349063
Lineage: Eukaryota; Fungi; Ascomycota; Sordariomycetes; Glomerellales; Glomerellaceae
Exons: 2
Coding region: 1-1920 (639 amino acids)
Source: RefSeq, a predicted model, not a curated record